CGACGACUCUGACGUUGACGUUUGAAGUCGAUCAAAGUGUCAUCAACAAAAAAUAAAUGAAGUUGUGAACAAAUAACCAUAAUAUUUAUUAUUUUUAUCAAAUCAUUGUCAAGAAGACUGGUUAUAAAACUGAUAGACAACUAUGUGUGACAGUGACGAUCCAGGCGAUAAUGGUCGCUCAGGCUUGGACUUGACUGGAUUUCUGUUUGGAAACAUUGACGAAAGCGGUCAACUUGAAGAUGAUGGCCUUCUUGAUGGGGAUUCUAAGCGAAUGCUCUCGUCGCUUAAUCGGCUAGGGCUUGGAUCUAUGCUAUCAGAGGUACUUGAGGAAGAAGAACUCUCCAAAGAAGAUGAGGAGAAAGAUUACACAGAAAAAAGUCCAUCUGCAGUAGAUUUUUUUGACAUUGAUGAUGCUGCAGAGGAUCUAAAGCCGGAACCCAAAGAAGAAAACAACAAGGACUGGAUGAGCAAAGAGAAUGAUGAAGUGUAUGAACAGUCUGAGCAUCAGUCGACAAAUGAUGAAGGUUAUGAGGGAGAUAUGGAAGGUGAUGGUGGCCUCAUGCCGCCUCCAUCAGUCAUUCCGAAACCUCAAAGGUCUGAAAAACCAAAGAAAUUGGAAACUCCAUUGGCAGCUAUGUUGCCAUCUAAAUAUGCAAAUGUGGAUGUUACAGAACUGUUUCCAGACUUCAGACCAGAUAAGGUUCUCCUAUUUUCACGUCUCUUCGGGCCGGGGAAGCUAUCGAGUCUGCCACAGAUAUGGCGCGGGGUGAAGAAACGCAGGCGUCGCAAGCGCAGCGGAAGCACGGGCAGCGACACUCCACCGCUGAUGCCUGAAACGCAGGAGUUGCAGUGCGCAAGCGAUGACGAGGACAAACUUCUCAAACCCAUGGAAGAGAGUCAGCACUCUAACACAGAGAACAACCAAUCGUCGUCUGGUGAAAAGACUCAGAAGCUGACGCCCGCACACUGGCGAUUCGGCCCUGCGCAAGUGUGGUACGACAUGCUCAACGUGCCUGAAACCGGCGAAGGUUUCGACUACGGAUUCAAGCUUAAGGAUCCAUCAUCAGAACCUGAAGAGAAACCAAAAGAACCUGAACCAGUGACUGACACAGAGUCAAGAGACAGUCCUGAUAGUGGAUUUCCGGACGAUUCAUUCCUCAUGGUGUCACAGCUACAGUGGGAGGAUGACGUCAUUUGGGACGGCAACGAGAUUAAACACAAGGUCUUAGCUAGGUUGAACAGUAAGAGCAACGCCGCAGGUUGGGUUCCCACUUCAGUCAGUCGGACCGCUCAGCAGUUCUCACACCCGCGCCCCCAAGCACCUGCGCCUUUGCAAACAAAACCGGCCACUUCUACAGCAUCAGCAGCCAAUGCUCAGCCAGGGGCAGCAACCGGAGAAGGGGAAGACAACACUUGGUACAGCAUAUUCCCCGUGGAGAACGAGGAGUUAGUGUACGGAAUGUGGGAAGACGAAGUCAUAUGGGAUGCAGAGAGCAUGCCUAAGAUACCCAAACCGAAGAUACUGACGUUGGAUCCAAACGACGAGAAUAUUAUACUCGGGAUUCCAGAUGAUGUAGACCCUUCAAAGAUUACUAGAGAGCGUGGACCUGCACCAAAAGUGAAGAUUCCACAUCCUCACGUGAAGAAAUCUAAGAUAUUAUUGGGCAAAGCUGGUGUGAUUAAUGUAUUACAAGAGGAUGCGCCGCCACCGCCGCCGAAGUCGCCAGAUAGAGAUCCGUUCAAUAUUUCAAAUGACGUCCAUUACCAAACGAAAUCUCAGAAUCCACGACUGAAAGUCGGUGGCGGUCAACUAAUUCAACACAGCACUCCCGUAGUAGAAUUACGCGCGCCAUUCAUACAAACCCAUAUGGGUCCAGCGAGACUGCGAGCCUUCCAUCGCCCCGCUAUGAGGAAAUUGUCUUAUGGGCCUUUAGCUGCCCCUGGCCCGCAUCCGGUGCAACCCCUACUGAAGCAUAUAAAGAAGAAAGCUAAGCAACGUGAAGCUGAGCGUCUCGCGUCCGGUGGUGGAGACGUAUUCUUCAUGCGCACUCCCGAAGACCUCAGCGGUCGCGACGGCGAGUUAGUACUGGUGGAAUUCUGCGAAGAACACCCGCCUCUUAUAAGCCAAGUGGGAAUGUGCACAAAGAUCAAGAACUACUACAAGCGGACGGCUACGAAGGACAGUGGCCCGAAACCAUUGAAAUACGGCGAAACGGCAUACGCGCACACUUCGCCUUUCCUUGGUAUUCUGGCCCCUGGAGCGACGCAGCCGGUCGUAGAAAAUAACAUGUAUCGGGCGCCUAUAUACGAACACACGAUGCCGCAGACCGACUUUCUCGUCAUCAGGACUAGACAAGCAUAUUACAUUCGUGAAAUCGACGCUCUUUAUGUGGCUGGACAAGAGUGCCCCUUAUUUGAAGUACCAGGUCCCAAUUCUAAAAGAGCAAAUAAUUUCGUUAGAGAUUUCUUACAGGUCUACAUUUAUCGGUUGUUCUGGAAAUCAACCCACAAUCCGCGACGUAUCAAGAUGGAUGACAUAAAGAGGGCAUUCCCUUCACACUCUGAGAGUUCUAUACGUAAGCGUCUUAAGUUAUGCGCUGAUUUCAAACGUACGGGGCUGGAUUCCAAUUGGUGGGUGAUAAAGCCCGAAUUCCGUUUGCCGUCCGAAGAGGAGAUUCGAGCUAUGGUAUCGCCCGAACAGUGCUGUGCGUACUUCAGCAUGGCUUCCGCCGAACAAAGGCUGAAAGACGCUGGAUACGGAGAGAAGUUCAUAUUCACACCGCAGGAGGACGACGACGAAGAGUUGCAGCUCAAGAUGGAUGACGAGGUCAAAGUGGCGCCAUGGAACACAACCCGCGCUUACAUUCAAGCUAUGCGUGGGAAAUGCCUACUCCAACUAACGGGUCCCGCCGAUCCCACUGGAUGCGGCGAAGGUUUCUCAUACGUGCGAGUUCCGAACAAACCCACCCAACAACCGAAUGAGGAACAACAGCCCAAGAGAACGGUUACUGGAACAGAUGCCGAUCUGAGAAGGCUCAGUUUGAACAAUGCCAAAGCAUUGCUCAGGAAAUUCGGCGUGCCCGAGGAAGAGAUAAAGAAGUUGUCCCGUUGGGAAGUCAUUGAUGUGGUGAGAACACUUUCUACCGAGAAGGCAAAAGCAGGCGAAGAAGGCAUGACUAAGUUCUCCAGAGGAAACAGGUUUUCCAUUGCUGAACAUCAAGAGAGAUACAAAGAAGAAUGUCAGCGCAUAUUUGAGCUACAAAACCGUGUGCUGCAAAGCACUGAAGUUUUGAGUACUGAUGAGGCUGAAAGUUCGGUUAGUGAAGAGUCUGAUUUGGAGGAGAUGGGCAAGAAUCUCGAAAAUAUGCUUGCUAAUAAGAAAACAACAGAACAGCUGUCAUUGGAAAGAGAAGAAGCGGAGAGGGCGGAGUUAAGGAAAAUGAUACUUGGUCAAUCAGAAAAGAAACCACAAAUCAAUCAAAACGAUCAAAGCCAGGCCUCCAAUCAGGCCGGCCGCGUCCUAAGAAUAGUACGAACAUUUCGCAAUGCUUCCGGUCAACGGUAUACUCGCGUGGAAUUAGUACGAAAAGCGGCUGUUAUAGAAGCCUAUACGAAGAUCAGGUCAACGAAAGACGAUAACUUCAUUAGACAAUUUGCUAGUAUGGAUGAGACGCAGAAGGAAGAGAUGAAGAGAGAAAAGAGGAGAAUUCAGGAACAACUGCGUCGUAUCAAGAGAAAUCAAGAGAGGGAGAGGCUUGCAGGAAAUGUGCCUGGAAUGUCCUCGUUUCCGGGUGACAGCAUGAGUAUGUCGUCGAUGAAUGAUCUUAGCUCUCCAUCUCCCGGACUAAUGCUGCUGGGUCAGAUCAAGCAAGAACCCGAUGUGCACACGCCGUCGCGACGAAGAACUAAACUAAAACCUGAUCUCAAGUUGAAGUGUGGUGCUUGUGGUAAUGUUGGACACAUGCGUACGAACAAAGCAUGCCCUCUGUACACCGGCGCUAUGGGCGGCGGACCUCCUUCGCCCCCAGAAAUGGAUGUGGAGGCACCGCCCGAGAUCGAUGAGGACGACCUCGGUGGAUACGUGGAUGGCACCAAGCUGACGCUGCCAUCUAAACUAAUUAAGCAAUCAGCGGAAGACCUCAAACGUCGCGGCAAAGGCGGUCGCGGAGAAUUUCGCGCGGCGGGGCGUAACAAAAGACGCGGCACCGCUUCGGAAUCCUGCGAUUAUUUAGUCAAGAGACCGGCGGAGAGACGACGAACGGACCCGCUUGUUACCCUCUCCUCGCUAUUGGAGGAUGUGCUCAACCAUAUGAGACAUAUGCCGGAUGUUCAGCCGUUCCUGUUCCCUGUCAAUCCUAAGAUGGUCGCGGAUUACUAUCGCAUCGUGUCAAGGCCGAUGGACUUACAAACCAUACGUGAAAACCUACGACAAAAGCACUACCAGAGCAGAGAAGAUUUCCUCGCAGAUGUCAAUCAAAUCGUCGAAAAUUCAACCCUUUAUAACGGUCCAACGAGUAGUCUGACGGUGGCAGCACAAAGAAUGUUGCAGAGAUGUGUCGAAAAACUCGCAGAAAAGGAAGAGCAGAUCAUAAAACUCGAGAAGCAAAUCAAUCCACUUCUUGAUGACAACGACCAGGUGGCGCUUUCCUAUUUAUUAGACAAUCUGUUGACGACAAAGCUUAAGGUGAUGCCGGAAGCAUGGCCUUUCCUGAAACCGGUAAACAAGAAGCAAGUGAAAGAUUAUUACAGCGUCAUCAAGAAACCCAUAGACAUGGAGACGAUGAAAAAGAAAAUAUUAGCCCACAAAUACCACAGUCGCGAUGAGUUCUUGCGCGACAUACAGCUACUGGUGGACAACUGCCGGGCUUACAACGGCGUCCACUCGCAGUUUACUAGGCAAGCUGAAGCUAUUAUGAAAGUCACACAAGACGCACUUGAACAGUUCGGUGAAAACGUUAGCCAGCUAGAAGCAAACAUCGCCCGCGUACAACAGAAGAUGCUAGAAGACGCCGAACACUCAGAUUUGGACGUGGAAGAGCCAGCACCGCCUUCGGCAGGGCCAUCUGACGAGAAACGGGGACGCGGAAGGCCGAGGAAACAUAAAGCUUCCACCUCCGGUGCUUCGGCUGAUGGAGCUACGCCAAGGAAGCGCGGUAGACCGAGAAAAGACCAAAACAGUUUGGAAGAAGACUUGCAAUAUUCGGAUAGUGGUAGUUCUGAACUCGAGGAAGUGGAACAAAAGGACGCGAUCGAAGGACUGGUGCAACUUUCUGUACGACCAGAAGAUGACAUAAUGCCAAUGGGUGAAUCGAGCUUCGACACGUCAGAGUUCUUGAUAAAGAGAGAGGUGAUGGACGAACCGCCCCCACCGACCGAUGACCUGGUCGAUUUGGACCAACAACCGACCGAUUACACCUUCCCCACUGUUGUCAAGGAGGAGCCAAUAGAACCAGAUAUGCACAUGGACCCAACUGUAAUGGAGGGUACUUCGAUAGAACAGCCACAGUUCAAGGAAGAGCCGCCGGAGAACUGGCAGCCGGAUCCCGCAAUACAAGACGAUUUGCAAGUCACUGAUAGCGAAGAAGAGGCAGAAGAUGGACUAUGGUUCUAAAUGAAUAAUUAAAUAUAAAUACAAUAUAGACUUUCGAAUAAUAGAAAUAUAAUGUCUCAAAACCAUACGUAGACCUCGGUGAACGGAGAACUUUUGUAAUUUGAUCAGCACAUCAGUAAUGAUGAGAAUCGUUAUCUCACAUCAAAGAUACAUAAUCGUGAUUGAUUUGUUGACCAUUGUACAGACUUUAUUAUAUCAAAUAAUUAAAUUACUUUUUAUGUUUAAUAAAAUAAAAAUGUAACUACACACUAUGAUUAUUAUUUUGACAAAUGUUAUAUGUACCUGAAUGAAGCACUCCCCAAACACGAACUUUGACAGAUCCGUGUUCGUAUCGCCAUCGUUAAAGUAUCUAUGGAAUCUAAGCAGCACCCCUACCGGACGUAAGAAAAAUGUAUUUACCUCUAUAGAAACUUGAACGAUGGCAAUAUGGAUACUUUCUCGUUAGUUGUUCGUAAUUGGGGACUGAACUAAAACAUCUUGGGGCCCACUCGAAUGCACUUACCGCUCGAACUAAAUAAUUAUUUAAAGAUCUUAUAUA
This is a messenger RNA of Chilo suppressalis (striped riceborer), 6149 nucleotides long. The record is from the annotation of a GenBank genome assembly. Lineage: Eukaryota; Metazoa; Arthropoda; Insecta; Lepidoptera; Crambidae.